AGAGAUGGAAACGGACCGCGAACUGCAGCAGGAAAAACUACGCACUUCCCAUAAACACGUAAAAUCAGAGGACAGUGAUGAGGAUCAGGAUCGUUGGAGCGUUUACAAGACUCAGCUCGAGAACAUCUGUCAGAGCCUUCAGUAUCUGAUCUUACAAUAUCAGGACCAGCUCCCCUCGGGUGUGCAGGGUUCUGUAAAUGUCCAGAGCUUGGAAAGAUCUCUGAAAGACUUGCUCAGUGAACUGAAACAGACGCGGAUGCCCCUGGCGUUCGAGUCUGUAGGCACAGACAAUCUCAUGAGUCGACCAAGUGCUCAAGCUGUAAAUGAACGGGUGCUACAUCACAACUCUGAGUUACCAAACUUUGUAUCAAGACUGACGGAAGAAAAGAUGGAGCUACGCAACACAUUAGGGAGACUGGAGGAGGAAAUAUGGAGAUACAGACAGAGGGGUUCCGAACACCAGAAUGGACACGAUCUGACAGAGAAUCUGACAGAUCAGGAAAACCGACAUCUGGAAGCCCGUGCAACAUGGGCCAAAGAACGGCUCUCUCUGCAACUCACCCUCAAUCAGACGGAACAGGAACUGGACAAAUGUCGGACAGAUCUCAGACUGGAAAGGGAGCGUCGAGCUGUUGACAGUGGACAUGGCACAGACGCAGACAGAGACAGGAUCCAGCGCCUGUAUGGAAAAUACCUGAGAGCGGACAGCUAUCGUAAGGCUUUGGUCUACCAGAAGAAGUACCUCCUGUUGUUACUGGGGGGAUUCCAAGACUGCGAGCAAACGACACUGGCACUCAUCGCCAGGAUGGGCGUUUAUCCAUCACCGGAAGAUCUCCGCAGGACCGCCAGACACCGUAGACCUUACACCGUGUUCCGGAGCGCCGCCAGGGUCAUGGUGGCUGUGUCGAGGAUGCGUUAUCUGGUGAGAAAAUGGAAGAGGGCCACAAGAGUGGGUUCCCCAGUGAUGGGAGGGACGGUCGACCUACAGCAAGGAUACACACCAGAUUCUAACAGUUACUCACCACCCCGCAUCAACACCCCGUCACGCUUGAGUGGCUUCGGACCUCUCGGCAGUCACACACCAUCGCCCUUCCAUCUCAACACACAAUCAUCGCCAUAUAGCCAUCCCUAUCUGUCUUCCAGUGUCAGCCAAAGAGGCAUCAUUAAUGGAGCUACUCCUAAUCACCCACUAGGGGGCACUUCAAGUGGUUACCAUGUCAAUGGGAGUGGGAUAACCAAUGGAAUUUCACCUUAUCAGUCAGUGGGUGGGGUUUCUGAGAGUUACUAUGCCAAUGGAAACUUCUCAGUUCAUACCACUCCUCCCACUAGAGAUUACAGCAGCAAACCACACCCCUCAGGGGAACAUUCAGGUGCUAGACGAAAAAUUUUAGCCUCCUCAUCUCCAUCAAAUCCUGUCUCCUCAUCGUCGCCCGUCCGUCGUGUGAGAAUCACGGAACCUUCAUCAUUACAUGAUGACUACAUCAGUCGAUUAGAAAAUCUACAACAGCGUCUCAGUGGAAUGGAUUCUGGUACACCAAAGUCAAGGUCGUAUCCACGGAGAUAGAACAUUAAACAUAAUCACCUCAGCAUUUACGUGAUGUCACUGUCACCUUGACCUCCAAGAGCAGCAUUUACAAAAUCCUUUAUUUUACGGCAAUCAAUGAAAAAUCAAAGAAAACAUUUUUGUUUCACGCAAACUUUUGUGACAAUUCUUGAAACUUUGAAAAUCAUGACAUGUAUAAAGACAGUAGUAACUGAAUCAAGUGUGAGGAAUGUUGAUAUGGGAACAAAUCAUUCUAUCACAUUAAUUUUACUCUCAGAAAUCUGUGUUAUUCACCAAAGUCCUCAUGUUUGAGAAGAAUGUUUUUACUUUAGUUGAUUUACCAUUUGCCCCGUAUUUUUUUCAACGUAUUCCAUUAACGGUGACCGUUAUGCAAACAAUAGAGCAAUAUUUUAUGAUAUUAGAAAUAAUAUUACUAAAUGUAUGUUUCACAAAUAUGUAAAAAGUUGUGUUGCAAUAGUGGUGAACAUAUUGUGUGUGUGAGUUUUGUUCUGAGGUUUAUCGUUGAUUUUACUAUGAUACACUAGUCUGCUAAUGCUGUGAUGAUUAAAACAGUCUACGGAAGACUCGUCCACUUGUCAAUCUAUUGAAGAAAAGGUUGCAUCUUUUUAUACUCUGUUUCAGAAUACCUAAGUGACAAAAUCAUCUUUGAUUUUAAUGACACAAAGGGAAAUAACUCUGAAUAAAAAGGACACUGUAUAAGUAUCAGGGGAAGUGAGAAUAUCUUAUUAUAAAGUGAUUUGUAGGAAAAUCUGCUCCUUGUAAAUAUUUUCCUUCAUUUCUAUUCAAUCUUUUUAAAUAUUUUAAGGAUUUUGGUAUUUUUAAAACAAAAAUACUAAUAGUUGGUGUUUACAAUAGUUGUUAUUGUUUAAUUAGUUUUAUGAGUUGAAUAUCAUUGUUUUGAUCAGUAUCAUGUUCUAAACUGUUUAAGGAAAGCUCUCAUUUGAUGUGUGCAGUACUCGUACAAUAGCAAUGUGCUACUGUCAAAUCCAGAUGUUUGUUUAAAGGGAAACUUUGAUUCAUAUUUCCAGAAAUAUUUCAAGAAGUGAACAUCAAUCAGUGAAAAGAGAAGCACACACUGCAAUGGAAAUAAAAUUGAUUUAUUUUAAACCAUAUAUACAUGUAUAUUAACAUUCUGUGUCAUUUGAAUUAGUCACUUGAUAUUUUGAAUGAAUUUCAUUAGUGUCAUCUAUAAUGUAUAUAAUUUGGAAUAUAUGUUUGAAUUGGCCAUUAAACAAUCAAAAUACUUUAAACUUUA
Molecule: messenger RNA, 2819 nt
Organism: Ostrea edulis (European flat oyster)
Lineage: Eukaryota; Metazoa; Mollusca; Bivalvia; Ostreida; Ostreidae
Product: A-kinase anchor protein 9-like
Exons: 8
Coding region: 5-1564 (519 amino acids)
Biological process (GO): signal transduction
Molecular function (GO): molecular adaptor activity
Source: RefSeq, a predicted model, not a curated record